Messenger RNA from Talaromyces atroroseus, 2511 nucleotides. RefSeq lists its product as hypothetical. Gene Ontology annotation, molecular function: protein binding. The transcript has 5 exons. The record is from RefSeq and is a predicted model, not a curated record. NCBI's taxonomy places the organism in Eukaryota, Fungi, Ascomycota, Eurotiomycetes, Eurotiales, Trichocomaceae. Bases 1 to 2511 code for a protein of 836 amino acids.
AUGUACAGGACGCCCUAUAUUGUCCAGAUAGACGACGGCGAAGCGCCGACGCAAAGUGAUCUUCGCCUCCGACCCCUCAAUGUCGAGAAGGGCUCUAAAAGGUUUUCCGAAAAAGAUGGAGUCUUCCCACCUAGAGUUGCGACAUACAGAAACAAUCUUACAGCGCUGUCACAGAGGCGAAACAUACUUUUCGUGGCCUACGAUCAUCAAAUCUAUGUAUGGGAACCUGCCGGUCCGCGGCAGGUUCUUGGAGCCAAACCGACGAUGAUCCUCACGCCUAUUAUGAAGGACCCUGAUGCAGAAGGUAUAAUUUCUAGGCAUUCACCUCACGCAAUCAACAAUAUACUGGUCGACGACCUGGGCCGCGAUGAGAUUUUGCUUCUAGCCACCGACUCGGGAAAUGUUUGUGGCUAUCAUGUUGAGAGUCUAUUUUCUUAUAUCGAGUCUGCCAUGUCAAACGGAGAGAAACGCCCUAUUUUGGACCCUCGUAUCGACCCCUUUUUCUGUGAAAGUGUUGGCCUGAGCGCCUGGGGUUUGGCCGUCCAUAAAUAUGCGCGUUUGAUUGCUAUCAGCUCAAAUACAGGAAUUAUCACUGUGUUUGCUUUUGCAAUUGCUGACGAGUCUCACGGCGAACCGUCAGGUCCUUCAGAAUCGUUCCUCGACGAUUUCCAGAACUACGGGCAAAAUUGGUUGCAUGUAGACGACUCCGAGCAGUUCGAAAAAUUUCGUCAGCUGAUCCCAACGAACAAGCAUCGCUCUCGUAAUGUGAGAUUAUCAUACGAGGGCCAUUUUACGAAUAUUCCGUGCAUUUGUUUUCUUAACAGUGACCUCGAUUCCGAAGGGAUGUGGAUGGUUAGCACAGAUAUUGAUAACAGAAUGUUUGUUUGGGCGAUAUGGGAUCAGUUCACUCCAUUUAGAAAGUUUGAAUUCCACCGUGGAGAACCGUUACCGGAUAUAUUGCGAGUAGGGGAACGUGGCUGGAGCGUGCUGGCACUGGACCCACGAAGCUUCCGCAUACAUCAGUCCUACACCGAAGCAUGCGGUGGCAAGCCGUAUCUUCGACCUUGCAACCCUUAUCCUAUUAUGGACGUCACGAACCUUGUUCAAGAAGUUCCGGAUAUAUCAUUUGUCUAUAAUCCUUUCUCUCCUGCUGCCGUUAACUUUAGCCAAGAGGAGCCGACAUUGCCAGACCUAUUCGACAUUCAGUCGUGUAUUGUACCAGGAGUUUCUCCAGAGAUCGGAGAGCAACCACCGUCAGAGGCCCCCUUCAUUGCCGAUGAACCGGAUAGUAACCAAGAUGAUGCUUCCACAGCCGACCACAACUCGAUGGAAAGCACUAACCAACAUUUACCUCAACAAAACCAAUCACGCCCGACGAAUGAAAAUCUAACAUUCCCAUGGCAAAAUGGACAGUCCAACUUCCCAGAAAUCGUCCGCAUACUGCUUGAAAGUGCCAAUGGCGCUGUAGUUUCUGGAACAACCUCGGACGACAGCGACGAGAAUGACAGUGACCCGAAUGAUAGUUCAGAUGAAGAAGAACUGGUCUUUCAUGAUGCCCCCUUCGAACAUCAUUUGCAUGCGCAUAGACAACGCGCAAAUAUUCAUUCAGUAUCCACAUUUUGUUUGGAGCCCAAGGAACAAUGUACCGGUCCAUACCCUGUCCCAAAGUCCGCAUGUUUAUACUUCCCGAUUUUGCACUUUUCAGAGACAGAUAUCCGUCUUUUACGAAGUCCGUUUGCGCGUCAUCCCACCGUUGUAGCACGUGGACCGCUGCGACAACAGGUUCCUGAAAUUAUUUCUUCCUUAUAUGGGUUCGACAGGUUUAAUAUGGUGAAAUACCUAGCUGAGUUUGGUAUUGUCAUUGCAGCGACCCAAAGAGGCCGCGCUGCAGUCAUAUCUCUGACAGAAACUGCCGAUGGAAAUAUUGCGAUUCGUAUCAAUUGGAUGCUCCCUUUGGCCAGCCAGGAACGACAUGCUGAACGACCGCUACUGGGACUACUGGGACUUGCAGUCAGCCCUAUUCAAGGCUUCGAGAAACAGCCAGAUAUGUCCCAUGUGCCGUGUGGUGUAUCCAGCCACCAGGACUUUUCUUUCCAUUAUCGAAGCCAUGGAAACGACGUAUCUGAGACGACCCAACAUCGAGAAUGGGAAAGCCACAGCGAAAAGGAAUCAGUCGAGGGCGAUGAACGUCAGCAGUCUACUUCUUUUUCCGAUCAUAGUAGUGGUGGAGUCGCUGGUGGUGAUGAUAUGCACGAUCAUAUUCCCUCGCCUCCAUCUACACACUCUUUGGAAAUGCCAGAACUAACAUUUGCCGAAAGCCAUGGAACCGCCGAUUGGACUCACAAACCUCAGGAGGCCUGGCAUGGGAUCAGCUCGUCUCGCCGCUAUCGUGUGCUGCUCACGUAUACUGACCAUACCGUCAUGAGUUAUGAGUUCUGGUACGAGUGGUCUGGUGCCGCUUUUGGUGGCUCUUCUACUGGCAGCGAUGGCGAGGAUUCGUUCUUGUUGUAG